AUCCAUAGCAACCCCUUUAUUAUUUUUAUUAAACAUUUUUGACAUUCAAAACAUAUACGUUACACUUAGUACGAGAAAAAUCGUAUUUAUAUUUUCGAGUUCAAAAUAUUUGUUGAAUUAAAAAAAUGUCUGAUAUUAAGGACAUUGAUUCGUGUGACUUUGCCAAUAUUUCGGACCUGGAUCCUGGCUCAGCCCUUGAACCAGAGCAAUUGGCCCUACUUACCCCGAAUCAUCAUCUCCUCCGCAAGUUUCAAAAGUCUUUAAAGGAGCAUUUAUUACGUUCUAAACGUGACAUAGAAAAUGAAAUUGCAGAAGUAAAAUAUCAGGUUAAACUGAAAGAGCAACGACGGGAAGAACAAGGAUUGGCUUUAUAUGAAAUGCAGCAAAAAAUGGAAUUUCAAGAAGAACAAAUUCAAGAUCUAUCUAAAGUAAUGGAAAAACAUUUUAAAAACCGCCAAGUAGAAGAAAUUAAUGGAAAUGCUUUGAAAAACGAAUUCGCGGAAAAAAUUAAGCUAACCAAGUCUCAAAAAACACUUUAUCAUGCAAGAAUGGCUGAACUCGAAGAUAUACAAAGCUUAGGAAGUAAUAUUAAAAAAUGGGCGUAUGAAGUAGAGGAUGAAGUGAAAAACGCAAAGCGCGUUGUUAGCAGGGACGCACAACUGCAAAAUCAGCUAUCUCAGGAAAAACGAAAGUCAGAUAUACUAUUUUACCGGCUGGACAUGGAAGUUAAAAAAAGAGAGGCAGAGUUGCUUUCGAUUUGCCAAGAAGAAGCUGCAAUGUCAGAAGUUGUCAACAUUUUAAAUAUGAGCAUUGCUAAUGCUAAUACAGACUUAGAGGUUUUGCAAAAUGAGCAUAAGCGUCUUACACAUGCAUGGAGCGAGGUCAUUAUAGCCAUUAAAUUGAGGGACAACAUUUUAUUUCAAGUUCAAGAUACUAUGAGAAAACACCGGGAGUCAAUAAAGUUAAAUUUGGCUGGAACAGAAGCUAUUAAAAAACAAAUCGGAAAGGAAAUGGAACUAAAUAAAAAACUGGAGUCAUUUAGGCAACGACUGGCCGAUGAUACUUAUUUAUUAAGACGGGACUGUAAGUAAUUCGCUAUUUUUAGUACAAAAACCAUCUUCCAAUAAAAUGAUAUUGGGCUGUUCUUGCGAAAAACCUCGACCUCCAAUCGCAUUCAAAUUUGUAGGAUCCAUUACGCUGGCGCCAAGACAGAUUUCUUUUAAAAAGAACUUUAAAAAUCGUUGUUGUUCGCUUUUGCCAUUAUCUGCUCUAUAUAACUCUAAAUAUAAUUCAAUCGAAAGUAGCAGAUUUAGUAUCCUUAAUACUAUCAAACAAAAAGACUUAUUGCAGCUAUUGGAUAAAUUAAAUAUUUUUUUUAACA
This is a messenger RNA of Drosophila elegans, 1381 nucleotides long. RefSeq names its product coiled-coil domain-containing protein 186-like. The transcript is spliced from 2 exons. Gene Ontology annotation, cellular component: cytoplasm. NCBI's taxonomy places the organism in Eukaryota, Metazoa, Arthropoda, Insecta, Diptera, Drosophilidae. Gene Ontology annotation, biological process: axoneme assembly. The record is from RefSeq and is a predicted model, not a curated record. Bases 126 to 1091 code for a protein of 321 amino acids.